CUUUGACUGCUGCGCUUCUCGCGCAGCCCCCCCCCUCCUCGAGCGUCCCUCUUUGAAGUUCCCGCGCGGGCGAGCAGAGCAGUUGGCGUCCCUGCCGCGCCGGGGCGGCUGAAGCCCUGGCUGUGGGGAGAGCCCCUCGGGCCUGCUGCUCCCUUGGGCGAACCGCAAGACCCCGCGGCUGAGGUCUUUCCGCCGCCGCCGCCGCCAUCAUGUCGGCGGGCUUCUCCUUCGGAGCUGGGACUUUGGCUUCCGCUACCGCGGCUGCUGCGGGCACCGGCGGGGGAGGCGGCGGCGGGGGCUUCUCUUUCGGAGGCACCCCGAGCUCAACUGGAGGCCUUAACUUUGGGACGUUGGGUUCAACAGCUACUGCUACUACAACUACUCCUUCUGUGGGUUUUGGCACUGGACUUUUUAGCUCAAAGCCUACCACAGGUUUUACCUUAGGAGGGACUAAUACAGGAACAGCUACAACUAUUGCUGCAGGAUUAACAUUAGGUGCGCCUGUUUCUACUACUGCUUCUACUACUGGCCUUAGUUUGGGUUUCAGUAAACCUGCUGGAUCAGCCACUCCUUUUGCUUUACCGAUCACUUCCACUUCUUCUGGACUUGCAUUAUCUUCUGCCCUUACUUCUGCUCCAGCAGCAGGCUCUUCUGGUUUUACAUUAAAUUUGGGAGGCACCACUGCUCCAACCACCACUGUAUCUACAGGACUUUCUCUGGGGGGAGCCUUGACUGGUUUAGGAGGAACACUUUUCCCAAAUGCAAGCACAUCUACAACAGGGCUUGGACAGAAUGCUUUUGGUUUGACCCUUGGGACAGCUGCAGCAUCUGCUACCACAGUUAAUGAAGGUCUUGGUGGCAUAGAUUUCAGUAGCUCUUCAGAUAGAAAAAGUGACAAAACAGGAACAAGACCAGAGGAUAGCAAAGCACUAAAAGAUGAAAAUUUACCUCCGGUAAUCUGCCAAGAUGUAGAAAAUCUCCAGAAGUUUGUGAAAGAACAAAAACAGGUUCAGGAAGAAAUCAGCCGAAUGUCUUCCAAAGCAAUGCUUAAAGUGCAAGAGGAUAUAAAAGCUUUGAAGCAAUUAUUAUCAGUGGCUGCAAGUGGAUUACAGAGAAACACUCUUAAUAUUGAUAAACUAAAACUGGAGACCGCUCAGGAACUUAAAAAUGCUGAGAUAGCACUAAGGACACAGAAAACUCCUCCUGGGCUUCAGCAUGAAAAUACAGCACCAGCAGACUACUUCAGGAUCUUGAUUGAACAAUUUGAAGUACAACUGCAGCAGUACAGACAGCAGAUUGAAGAACUGGAAAAUCAUCUUGCUACCCAAGCAAACAAUUCACACAUAACUCCACAAGAUUUAUCCAUGGCUAUGCAGAAAAUUUAUCAAACAUUUGUAGCUCUAGCUGCACAGCUUCAAUCAAUACAUGAAAAUGUCAAGAUGCUCAAAGACCAGUAUCUUGGAUACAGAAAAAUCUUUUUAGGAGAUGCUGUGGAUGUGUUUGAGGCAAGGCGAGUAGAAGCAAAGAAAUGGCAGACUGCCCCACGUGUUACAACUGGACCUACUCCUUUCAGCAACAUACCAAAUGCAGCGGCCAUUGCCAUGGCUGCAACACUUACACAGCAGCAACAGCCUGCUACAGGGCCACAGCCGACUCUGGGAAUUAGUUUUGGAACGCCAUUCGGUUCAGGUAUUGGCACUGGCUUGCAGUCAAGUGGCUUAGGCUCUUCAAGCCUUGGAGGAUUUGCAGGUAGCGCUGGUUUUGGAAGCAGUGCUCCAGGUGCGCCAUCGUUUGGAUUUGGAGUGGCAAAUAAGCCUUCAGGAAGCCUUAGUGCAGGCUUUGGCAAUUCGAGCACAUCUGGGUUUAACUUCAGCAAUCCUGGCAUCACAGCAUCUGCUGGCCUGACAUUUGGGGUGUCCAAUCCAGCCUCUGCAAGCUUUGGUACAGGAGGACAACUUCUCCAGCUGAAGAAACCCCCAGCUGGAAACAAAAGGGGGAAAAGAUAAAUAUGAAAAAAAGGAUGGGUGGGAUAGGGUCAGGUGAAAAAAAAAGGACUAUGCUUUCAUUUAGUUCAUCCUGAAAAUAUAUAUUUUUUUAAACUGAUAUAGUAGGUGCUCUGUGUCCUUGGAGAUUUAUAACAUUUUGCUACUUCUUCCCAUUAUGGGCUAAAAACUGUAAUUGUUACAAAUGCUCUAUUUUUUGUGAAUCAAAGCUUCUUUGUCUUCUAUAUAUGUAAUUAUUAAGGAAACUUAUAAAACCAUCUAUUUAAUGUAAUGUUGGUAACAAAUUAUUUUUGUCAAUAUGAUUUCCGCCAUACAUAGGUAUGCAUAUUUGGUUUCUUUUUAAAGUGAAAGUAUAUUCUAAUAUUCAGAAUCUUAAAUCCAUAUCUUCUGUUUUGUGAUAUGGCCUUUUAAAAACAUCAGGGUGGUUUUGUGUAUAUGUAUGUAAAUAUAUACAGUAUAAUGAACACUCACGUAUAUGAAUUAUAUAUAAUGCAUUUCAAACCAUGUGGGUUAUUUCUAAGUGCGAGUUUGGGGUAUUCUAUCAUGUCCUUAAAUACUGUUAGCAUAUGCAAGAGCAGUUGUAAUAUCUACUGCAUGUAUGAUAUUGUGACCUGUUUGGGUUCUCUCUUUUUUUCCAUUUCAUUUUUCCUUCAAAGCAUUAACUGAAUUUGGUGUUCACUAUAAGCAUUCUAUAUGGAUUUGUUUCUGAACUGUUGUGAUCUAUCUUUAGAGAGAAAGGCUUCAGAAGGCUUUUUGAGAAUUUUGGAAUGGCCUCAGUUUGCAUAAAAUGUUCAUGUGUGAUUGAUGGGUGCCCACAGUUUAACAUGGACAGAGAAUUGUCAUACAUGACUCUGUGACAAUUUAUCAGGAGAGUAAAGCUCUUAACUAAAAUUCCCUGCAAAUUUAAUUUGUUGCAGCAUUUCCCAUGGACUUUGUUUUCUCAUGUUAUACAGUUCAUCCAAGUAGAAAUUGCCUAGGCCAGAAGUCUUCAAACUUGGCAGCUUUAAGACUUGUGGACUUCAACUCCCAGAAUUCUGAGAGUUGAAGUCCACAAGUCUUAAAGCUGCCAAGUUUGAGGACCCCUGGCCUAAGCCAUGGCCUUUGUAAACCAGAUUUACGCUGGUAAAUUUAUGCUGAGGGAUUUUUCUACCAUCAUGAGGAAGACCAACUGACCUCAAUUGCACCAUUCCAAACAGAUGCAUAAAAUCUCCAAUCUGGAGUUGAUGCUUGCCUAUCUUAAGUAGAUAGCAGGUUUCUUGCUAGCUUAUAAAUCAUAGGAUGAAAGAUGUUUGUUAAUUAAUAAUUUGUUUUCAGACAAUUUCAGCAGAACAAUUCUUACUCUGGUUGAGUUUAUAGUAUUGUUGAGCUGUAUACCCAACUACACAAAUGUUUAAAGAGAAGCAACAGGAAUAUUUAUUGCCUUAAAUGAUGGGUUAGAACCCCAGUCCUUGAACUGUGCUGCUAGCGCUGACCCCAUUUAGUUCCACAGGGUUUGUGCUAGGGCCUUUUUUUUUUUUUUUAAGAGUCAGAUUGUAAAUCUCUACAGCACGUGUGUACAGAAUUUUGGUGAAGUCUAACCUUUUUACACAGAGAAUAUUUUGUAUAUAACUCAAAGAAAUGUUCACAAUUUGACUGAGGCACCUUUCAGAAACAAACAGGUGUAUGUACAUAUCCUGGUUAUGAAGUUGGCUGCUUUCAGUUCAGUACUAUUUUUGUAAGUUCCGAAUGUUUUAUGUCAUACAAGAGCGAGUUGUCUGGCCAAAUGUGAGUUUUGAAUGCGAUAGAUUCAGAGCCUAUUUAGCACAAGGCUUUUCAUAUUGGUUGUGAAUAGCACCAAAGUUUGAAGGUUUUUAUUUUUAUUUUUUCAUUGUGGAAGGAGGAGGUUUUUAAUUUUUGUUGAAUUAAGGAGGGUUAAAUGAAUUUUGUUUUAAAUUUGUAUUGUGUUGCGCUUCAGUUAAAGUUAGUAGACCUGAUAUAUGUAUGUUACGGCUUUUUACACAAUUACAGUGUUAAAUCACUGAGUUCUUUAAUGUAUAUAAUUUGUGAAGCUAUUUUUUAACAGUGCUGCUGUCUUUGUCUGUGUGUGCAACUUUUUGUUUCUCAAAUAAAACUGUUUGAAGGAAGUA
Molecule: messenger RNA, 4129 nt
Organism: Pantherophis guttatus
Lineage: Eukaryota; Metazoa; Chordata; Lepidosauria; Squamata; Colubridae
Gene: NUP58
Product: nucleoporin 58
Biological process (GO): nucleocytoplasmic transport
Cellular component (GO): nuclear pore
Molecular function (GO): structural constituent of nuclear pore
Source: RefSeq, a predicted model, not a curated record